GUUCAACAUUUAUGUUGGAUGAUUAAAUGAUUUGAGUGAUUACAGAUAUAAUUGGGCCAGAUUUACAUAAAUUAAAUGGGCCUUAAAUCUUAAUAUGCCGUAUGGCCCAUAUCGAUGCUUCUUUCGUCUAACACUCCGAUCUCAAAGUCGCUGUACAGAAGAAAAAGCAAAGAAGCUCAUUUUAUACACACAGAGAGAGAAAUCCAGACCCGGCUUCUAACCCGAAAACCCGGAAAAUCGAGAAAAAUGGGCAAGGACGGACUGAGCGACGACCAGGUCUCAUCGAUGAAGGAGGCCUUCACGCUCUUCGACACCAACGGCGACGGCAAAAUCGCGCCGACCGAGCUCGGGAUCCUCAUGCGAUCACUCGGCGGGAACCCGACCCAAGCCCAGCUGAAAUCAAUCACCGACUCCGAAAACCUAACGGCUCCGUUCGAUUUCGACCGGUUUUUGGAUCUGAUGGCGAAGCACCUGAAGACGGAGCCUUUCGAUCGCCAGCUCCGCGACGCCUUCAAGGUGCUCGACAAGGAAGGCACCGGGUUCGUGGCAGUGGCGGAUCUGAGGCAUAUCUUGACAAGUAUCGGGGAGAAGCUGGAGCCUAACGAGUUUGACGAGUGGAUCAAGGAGGUGGAUGUGGGGCCCGAUGGGAAGAUCAAGUAUGAGGAUUUCAUUGCCAGGAUGGUUGCUAAGUGAGAUCUAAUUUGCUUUAAAGUUUGAAUUUUUUAUGAAGUUUGGGUUUGUUGAUUCGAGCGAAUUGCCUUGGGAUUAGUAAGUACUAACUUUGUUGUUCCCUUUCUAAUGAGAAUGUUGUGUGGUGUUGAUUCCUA
Molecule: messenger RNA, 827 nt
Organism: Brassica napus (rape)
Lineage: Eukaryota; Viridiplantae; Streptophyta; Magnoliopsida; Brassicales; Brassicaceae
Product: probable calcium-binding protein CML13
Exons: 1
Coding region: 115-693 (192 amino acids)
Cellular component (GO): myosin II complex
Molecular function (GO): calcium ion binding
Source: RefSeq, a predicted model, not a curated record